This is a messenger RNA of Hydatigera taeniaeformis, 3732 nucleotides long. Lineage: Eukaryota; Metazoa; Platyhelminthes; Cestoda; Cyclophyllidea; Taeniidae. The record is from the annotation of a GenBank genome assembly.
AUGACAGAAACUGUUAAACUUGGUGGUUUUUAUUUUCUUCGACUUCGAACUACUCAUAAUGCUGAAUUUAACGCUAAAAAGCAGUCCGCUUACUCUUUUGAUGUCCAGGCUGUGUUCCAAUCGCAACAAGUCAGUAAAAACUCACCAAUACAUCUCUUUAAUACGACUCACAUUACUAUUCGACUCAUUGACCGAAAUGACAACUGUCCCUUUUUCUCCCAAGAUGUAUUUCAUCUGACGGCAUUUGAAAAUGCGACAUUGUUUACAAAAAUUGGUUCAAUUUCCGCUACAGAUGCAGACCAAGGAAUUAAUGGUCAAAUCUACUAUUUCCUUCAACCAGAACGUGUAACGGUCCCAUUUCGUAUCGAUCCACGUUCUGGAAACAUUUUUCCUACAAAAAGUCUCGCAAUCAAACGUAGUCGGUCUACAAGCAUAGAUCAGAUAACUUAUUUGUCCAUGUUUGAGGGUCUUGAGGAGUACACCUUUAAAGUGCUCGCUAGACAUCGGGGUAAUUUGAGUCACAUCUCGUGCGAAUUUGUCAGUCAUGCUCAAGUGCACAUUAAAAUACGUCCAGUCCGAUCGGUUAGUCCUCAAAUUUUCGUUAACUCGAUUGCGGAUAUCCACAAUCCUGGUGCUGCAGGAACAGUCUACGCAACUAUUACUGUAACGUCUUUUGGUGACCCCCAAAAUACACAACUGUCAAUAAUCGAACCCGAGGCGGCAGCCUUCUUCGAGCUCGUACGAGUUGGACAGCAACGGGAAUGGUUACUUAGACUAAAGUCCCAAUUUCCUAUGCUUUCAUUGAAUUCACGAAUCGGGGUCACUCUCGAGGCUGUUGACACCGAAUCCGCUUCUUCAAAGAACAUUCCAUCUACUAGCCGGCAUUUCCUGGAUGUGGCACUUCUUCCACGUUCCGUAUUUCACAUUCAUCUACCUCAAGAGAUCCAAAUUUUUGUCAGUGAAGUCGCCCUUGUCAACUCCACAGUCUACAUCAUCAAUCCGCGUCUCGACUUUUAUGUUCACAAUUCGAGUUUUCUUUUCUCUCUCUCAACAAGGAACGAUGAUCUGCCUUUCAACAUAACGGAAACGGGGGCGGUUGUUGUGACUAAGCCUAUUGAUUUGGAGGCUCUCGGUACUGACCGGUUCGAGAUAGCAUUUACAGUUGCAGAUCGUAACAACAUUCUUUUGAGCAGUAUGAUUGAUUCAAAGUUAGUAAUAGUUGUCCUUGACUAUAAUGAGCAUGACCCUGUAAUUUCCAACAGUGGUGCUGAGCGGUCUAUUUUAGAGUCUGUUCCCAUUGGAAGUGAGGUCUUACAAAUCGAUGCUCAUGAUCCGGACUUCUCGGCCACACGAAUUUCCUUUGCUCUCUUUGAUGAAGAUAAGCUUCCGUUUAAUUUUUCUACGACAAGGCCGGGUUCAUUGCUCUUAAAGGCACCUCUUGAUGCGGAAACAAUGCCAGCCGAAUUUCAUGUUAAAGUAAGAGUAUCUGACUCGGGUUUGCCUUUUCCAAGAAGUGUAAUAGUUAUCUAUGUCAUACGAAUUCUUGACGUGAAUGAGUUUAGUCCCGUAUUUGUGGAAAAGUCGUGCGAUGCUCAAUUGGCUGUCACGCCUCACGGACAGGUUCAAGCCUUGACGCCGUCAGGUCUGGAACUAGGACGCUUCUUUGCAGAGGAUCUUGAUCGAGAAGGCGGUGUUGCUGUACGAAUUCAUCUAUCUUCUACGACUUUAUCGAGACCGUGUUUUAAGAUCGAUUCAGACACUGGACGGUUGGUUCUUAUUUGCUCCAAUAUUGGUCUUCCGGAAAGCACGGUGAGUGUCUAUCUCGAAGCUACCGAUGGAAGUCGCACAUCCGAACAACCUUUUGAGUUGAAAAUCAAUCUGGAGAAGGCGAGCUAUGGACGAAUUUAUUCCAAAUCUUGUCAACCCUCAGGUAUUUACGAGAAGAUGCAGCAGCAAAAACAAAGGAGGACCGAUUAUGAGAAUCUUUUGACCGAUUUGACAAGCAUUGAUAGCUUCUUCAGAAAAAACGAUGAGGUUGCCACACCAAUUUUGGCCAUUCCAUCUGUUAUCAAAAUCCCCGAAAAUCUGCCAGUUGGGACACGGGUUCUUAGCUUUACUGCAAAAUUCGUCGACACUUUUAAAGGAACUAGGAUUCCCCAAAUAAUUUAUGGUAUCGAAUGUAAGGAAACGUUACUGGCCACCAACGACACGAUGAUACCUCCCUAUCAGCCAUUCCUUCUGCGCGGAAUAUCGACAUCUGCUGCGUCUGUUGAUGAGGAGAUGGUUAUUGAGGUCGCAGCGCCUAUCGAUCGUGAAACAUUUUCAGCCUUUCUGUACACUAUUCGUGCCUGCGUUCUGCAGGAUUCUGUUGGACCUUGUGUCUCUAGUUCCAUUUCAAUCCUUGUUGAAGACUUGCUUGACGUGCCCCCGCGUUUUGUUAUGGAUGCGACAAAAGCGAGCAUACAUACCUUCUCUGUCUCAGAAAAUGAAGUUGAAGGGUCAGUAAUCGGUCAAGUGAUGGCUGUAGAUGGUGAUAAGGAGAGCAAGUUGCGUUUCUCGUUGGGAAAUUUCAAGGACUACUUCAAGAUUCACCAUCGAACGGGCCGUAUUAGUCUAAAACAAGGACUUGAUCGUGAGCUACUUGAUUCCUACUUGGUGACUGUCAAAGUCACUGACAAUCUAGAUCCUCCAUUAUUCAGCUCGCCGUCCGAACUCUACGCUAUGGCGUUGAAUGCAACUCCUGAUUGGGCUCUAGAUCGCACUGCAACUACCUACGUCCGAGUCAAUGUCCUCGACACAAAUGACAACAGUCCCGAGUUUGUAGAUACUUACGAUGACCUUGUUAUCCCUUCCGAUCUCCCCACUGGCGCCUAUGUAACAACCUUGCGGGCAAGGGAUGCUGAUGACGGCAACAAUGCGCUCCUACAAUACAGCCUCUUCGGAUCCGAGGCCGAUAAGUUGUGCUUCGACUGCAAUCUCGCCACCGGAGUGGUUCGUAUUUCCUCCGAGUGCGAGGCUCUGCAUCCCGGGCGCACUCACUCACUGACCGCGUGGGUUCGCGAUCUCGGCACGCCCGAGUCCAAACAAACCAGCACUGAGUUCAAGGUAACCAUUUUGGGCUUGAGGGUGAAUGCCUACCCUCCAAGGUUUGAUGCCUCCAGCGGACUCUACGAAGGAAGACUACGAGAAGGUGCUCCCAUAGGAAGUCGAGUAACUCAAUUGGAUGGUGUUCAACCGUUACGUAUUUAUGCCACCGAUCCUGAGGGUUUGCCUGUAGUCUACACGACUGCUGGUGGUAGUGGACUUGGGACAUUCACUGUAACUUCUGAUGGUUUCAUCGUGUCAACACGGGAAAUUGACGCCGAAAGUGCUCCCUUCCCUGUUGGAUAUUGGUUGGAGGUUUACGCCGAAGAAGACCAAUCUUCAGACUUGGCUGUUGUUGCCACCGAUGGGACUCCGCCCAGGCGCGCGGUCGCCGAAGUUUUUAUACAGAUAGAUGAUGAAAAUGACAACCGGCCAAUGCCAACUGCUCCGGAGUACCGAUUCCACGUGACUGAGGGCACUCCUCCUCACACAAUUGUAGCUACGGUGACCGGCGAGGACAAGGAUGCCACGGGGCAUCAACUUCAUCACGCCAUUUUUAGUGGGGAUCCUAAUGGCCACUUCAUCAUCAAUCCAUCUACGGGUGUGCUUUUCUUACGUUGUUAUCCUAUUUACUUUUACUUUUUUUAA